CAUAAAUCCAAAAAUUCCAAAAAGGAAAAAAAGGCAAAGAAUAUGUCAUGGUUGGCUCGCUCGAUCGCCAAUUCUCUCCGUCUCGACGACGAUGAAUCGGACUCAGCAGCUGCCGACGACGACGUCGCAACACACACCUUGCCAUCAUCACCUCCGAGGGAAGAGAUUCAAAUCCAAGAAGCCGGAUCGACAUUGUUGUCCCCUGAGCAAGAAGCGGAGCUCCAUUCGCGAGGUGUAAAGGAAGACCUAACCGAAAUCAAGCAAACUCUGACGCGCCAGCUCUGGGGGGUGGCCAACUUCCUGGCUCCGCCUCCGAUGGAGCCUGAUCACCAAAUGAAUGAUCGGUUAUCGUCCGAUUUGAACGGAUCUCACCAUUCUGGAGAUAAAGAGGAAUCGGUGGCGGCGGGUGGGGGAAUCAGGGGCGAUUUUGCGGAUGUUGGUGAGAAGUUGUCGAAGAUGGCUUCGGAUUAUCUUCCAUUUGGAUCAAGGGAAAAUGAAGAAGAAAACGAGGAGGAGGAAGAAGAGGAAGAAGAGAAUGAGGAGUUUUGUGCAGUAGGGAUUACGAAUGAGGUAUUGACGUUUGCAAGCAAUAUUGCGCAUCAUCCAGAAACCUGGUUGGACUUCCCUCUCGACCCAGAUGAGGACUUAGACGAUUUUAUAAUGUCUGAUGCCCAGCGUGAGCAUGCUUUGAUUAUUGAACACCUUUCUCCUAGACUAGCGGCUUUGAGAAUUGAAUUAUGUCCCUGUCACAUGAGUGAGAGCUACUUUUGGAAAGUCUAUUUUGUUCUGUUGCAUUCGCGGCUCAACAAAGAGGAUGCGGAGAUUUUGUCUACACCCCAGGUAAUGGAAGCCAGAGCAAUGUGGAUGAAAGAACUUCAAAAUCAAAUGAAGCCAGAAACUGAUUGGUAUGGAAGAAGUGAUUCCUACUUAGGAGACAGUAGUAUUCUCCAUGAAGACCUUGUUCCUGCCCCAUCCAGCUAUUCUGCCUUUGAAACCGUGUCCCCUAGGACAUAUGCUUCUGAUCCAACUUCUAGCAUCACAACAGAAUAUGAGACUGAGAAGCACCCUGUUGAAAAUACAGAGAUGCAGUUUGUUGACAAGUCUGUUAUUGAGGAAAAACCGGUGUUGGCUGAGGAAAAAGUUUUGCUGGUUGGUCCAUCCUCUAAGAUAGUGCUUCCUAAUUUCGAAGAUGAUGAUGAUGAUUGGCCAGAAGAGGAAGGUUCAGAAUUUGGUGGGUGCAAAAGUGCUGCCUUUUUUGUGGGGAAUGAAGAGGAUAUUUCUUUCAGCGAUCUUGAGGAUGAUGAUGACAGUACCAUGCCUCUAAAACUGAAGACAGUCUCAAAGAAUGUUGAAACUUCUUAAAUGUGAAAAUUGCAAUUGGCUUCCGCAGUUCAGCCAGGCGCAAGCUCUGCUGAGUGGAGAAAAGUUGGAACAGAAUAGGCAUUUCACUUGAUGUUGAGAGCCUGAGAUAUGGAAACUGACAGCUAUAGCCUAAUCUCUCAGGUGCUGUGGUUGCAGGUUGUGAACGUGUCUCAGAAACUUAUUUGUAUAUGAUGGAUAGACAAGUGUUAAUAGAGUGAGAUUUGUUAAUUGAUUGUACAAGGAUUUUAUUCAACCAGAAUGGUCUAGUAAUUGCAAGAAACCUUACAAGGAGGAAGUUGGAAUCACAAUUCACAAUGGAGACCAUGAGAGCAAAUAUCUGAAUCAUUCUGCUUAUGACCUGUGGCUUGUGGAAUAUUGUAGACAAGGUUUGGUGGCAUCUCUAAGCCUAGAGAUUAAUCCUUGGAUUAUAGGAUGCAUGGACCUCAAAACGUUUUUCAAAGGAGUAUUAUUUAUUUUAUAUACCAUCAAAAAGAGAUUUUUUCUUUGAAUUAUAGAUUUCCUUAGAAGGAAGGUUUUGGUUAUUAUCAGAUUAUUUCUGUAAUCUUGUACACUUGUAUUAGUUUUCUUCUUCCUCUUAAACAAACCGGAUGUACUCUGAGUGGGUGAUUAUAUUGUAAAUUCAUACCACAGUAUUUGAAUGAAAUUAUGAAAAGAGU
Molecule: messenger RNA, 2039 nt
Organism: Rubroshorea leprosula
Lineage: Eukaryota; Viridiplantae; Streptophyta; Magnoliopsida; Malvales; Dipterocarpaceae
Source: the annotation of a GenBank genome assembly